AUGUCGUUACAGGCCGACCUUCCCGGUCCAAAGUCAAAAUCCACCAAGAUAUUGGGAGCUUUGAAAAAGUAUGCAUCGUUUAUCGGUCCGGGUGUCAUGGUUUCGGUCGCCUACAUGGACCCAGGUAACUACUCCACAGCUGUAUCGUCUGGUGCUGACUAUGAAUACAAGUUGCUUAUUGUGAUUUUUAUGAGUAAUGUGUUUGCAGUGAUCUUGCAGUGUCUAUGUGUUAAGCUAGGUACCGUCACAGGGCUUGACUUGGCGGAAAUGUGUCGUUUGACGCUUCCAUGGUGGCUCAAUCUCUUCAUGUACGUUUGUGCUGAAUUGGCCAUCAUAGCCACGGACUUGGCUGAAGUGGUGGGCACAGCCAUUGCUUUAGAGAUUCUCUUUAAUAUCCCCCUUAUAAUUGGCGUGUUCAUCACCGUGUUGGACGUGCUUAUAGUGUUGAUGGCAUACCACAAGGACGGAACUAUGAGGCAAACCCGUACGUUCGAGAUCAUGGUCAGCUUUCUCGUGGGUGCAACGUGUGUGUGUUUUGUGGUGGAACUCUUCAAGUGUGACUUUGCCCCUGGUUCAUUGGGCCGUAUUGCUGAAGGGUUCCUUCCUGUCAAUUUGGAUAUCUUCAAAGAAUCGAAUGCACUUUUCUUGAGUUGUGGCAUUGUGGGUAGCACCGUCAUGCCUCACUCCUUAUACCUUGGCUCGUCGCUUGUCCAGUCUCGUUUGAAGGACUACGACGUCAAGAACGGCCACAUUGAGGGAACCGUCAAUUCCGACGGUGAGUAUGAGACCCUGUCUUCACUGGCCACCGUAACGUCGUCGGACCCAUUGCCUUUGACUCAUAGCAAGUUCCUCCUGAUGUCAGACGGAACGAGCUUGGCAAGAAAGUACCGUCCAUCUUACGGAGCCAUCAAGUACUGCUUGACUUACUCUUACACCGAGUUGGUUCUCUCUCUUUUCAUCAUUGCUGUGUUCGUCAAUGCUGCUAUUCUCAUUGUUGCGGGCUCAACACUUUACGGCAAGCCUGAUGCUGAUGACGCAGACUUAUUGUCUAUCUAUGAGAUGUUGUCGCAUUACAUUUCACCUGCUGCUGGUUUAAUUUUUGCCUUGUCAAUGCUCUUCUCGGGCCAGAGUGCCGGCAUUGUCUGUACUAUGGCAGGCCAGAUCAUCUCCGAAGGCUUCAUUAACUGGACAUUCAAGCCUUGGGUACGUCGUAUUGUAACUAGAGUUUUGGCUAUAGUGCCUGUGGUGAUUGUCAUUUCUGCCUUGGGUCGUGAAGGUGUGUCGACCAUCAUGAACUUAUCACAGGUUGUAUUAAGUUUUAUUCUUCCGGUAGUGAGUGCCCCAUUGAUUUGGUACACUUCUUCACGGAAGUAUAUGACUGUUUAUGACUUCUCGCAGGUUGAAUCCACUGCUACAGACGAAACGUCGGCACUUUUGGAACACAAUGCCACUCGGGGCUACAGACCUGAGGAGGAGUCCCAAGGCGUGUUCUCGAAGGUAACGUUUGAAAAUGGUUUCUGGCUUAACGUGGCUGCAACUGGUACCUGGUUGAUCAUCACCUUCCUCAACAUCUACUUGGUUUACCUCUUUAGUAUUGGCAUUGAUGUAUAG
Sungouiella intermedia is the source of this 1611-nucleotide messenger RNA. Lineage: Eukaryota; Fungi; Ascomycota; Pichiomycetes; Serinales; Metschnikowiaceae. The record is from the annotation of a GenBank genome assembly.